CCUCUGCAGACCCAUAUACGGUGUAAUUAGUGCAGGAAAUUCCACAAGAAAAACUCCAAAAGAUAAAAGAUAAAGAGGAGAAACCAGUGGCCGAGGCCUGAGGGAUUUCAGAGUCAAACAUAGUACACGCAAUAGAUUUCUUGAAAAAUAGAGAGUGAGAUGAGAAAAAAAAGUCAGGAAGGUGGAAAAUCAGGAGAGAAGGCAAAGACUUUCUUGUAAACUGCAUCAUUAUGAAAAUAGUGUAGUCAAUGUCGACAUUAUUAGUGUAGUCAAUGGAGUUGGUUAGAUUUCAGGUCCUUGGGGUGAAAUUUCCAUCUUGUGAACCAAAGAGAUGGAAAAUAACAGAGAUUGAAUAACGAAACUGUACUCGACUUCAUUGCUUCCUCCUCUAGACUAAUCUAUCGAGAUUUUACUAGCUAGUUUUUGGUAUUUCUUGAUUGAUUUUGAUAUGGGUGUUGUUGUAGACUAUUGGAAGUUGUUUGCCUUUUUGGUCAUUUCUGUUCAUGUUCAGGUCUUGAAUUCUCAAAACCUGAACUGCAAUCCCGAAGACCUGAGAGCUUUGAAUGAUUUCGCAAAAGGUCUGGAGUCUCGUAUUAAUUCAUGGGGUAAGAAUUCAGAUUGCUGUAAUUGGGUCGGCGUUCUAUGUGAGUCUUCUAUCAAGUUGGGAUUAAAUGGUUCUAGUGUUUGGGAUAAAAAGGUUGUGGGUCUGGAGCUUGGAGACAGAUCCUUAAGCGGGAAUCUGUCCGAUGCAUUGGAUGGAUUUGACCAACUACGGUACUUGAAUCUCUCGCACAAUUCCUUUACAGUUGAUAUUAAUCUACCGGCGAUAACAUAUUUUGAUGUCUCGGUAAACUACUUUGCUGGAGCAUUUCCAGCUGGGUUUGGAAAUUGUACUUCAUUGCAACAUCUUUCCCUUGAUUCCAAUAAUCUUUCAGGAAAUCUACCAGAUGAUUUAUGGAUGCUAAAACAGUUAAACACAUUACAUAUUCAGGGCAAUAGCAUCUCUGGGUCACUGAUUGGAGUCGCUAAUCUCUCUAACCUUGUAAAGUUAGAUUUAUCCCAGAAUAGUUUCUCACACACCCUCCCAAAUAUAUUUGCGAGCCUGCGAAAGCUGGAGUAUUUUAAUGCUCAUUCAAACUUCCUAUCUGGUUUUCUGCCAACUUCAUUGUUAAAUUCCCCAACAAUUCAGUUCUUGAAUCUUCGGAACAAUUCUUUUGAAGGAUCGUUAAAUCUUAACUGGACAAAUAUGGUCAGUUUAAGGUUCCUUGAUCUCGGUUCGAAUCAGUUUCGCGGGCCAAUUCCCGAUAGUCUAUCUUCUUGUCGAGAAUUAAGAUUUUUAAAUCUUGCUCGGAACUACCUUAACUCUUCAGUUCCCGACAGCUUUAAGAAUCUACAUGCUCUCUCUUUCCUCUCACUCUCCAAUACCAGCCUUCAUAAAAUAUCGUCUACUCUUGAGGCUGUUCAACAUUGCAAGAACCUUACCACACUAAUUCUUUCAAUCAACUUCCAUGGUGAGGAGAUCCCAGAUGCAAAUUUUGAGUUCAAAAGUCUGCAGGCUCUCAUAAUUCCAAACAGCAGGCUCACAGGUUCGAUUCCGUAUUGGCUGAGCAGCAGCACCAAAUUGCAACUUUUAGAUUUAUCUUGGAACCGCUUAGUUGGUACUAUUCCAGACUGGUUCAGCCAACUAGAAUCUCUAUUUUACUUGGACUUGUCAAGGAAUUCUCUUUCUGGAGAGAUCCCAAUAGGCUUGACCCAAAUGCCGAGCCUCAUCGAUCGCAAUAUAUCAUUUGAAAAUCCCCUUGCUGCUCCGCUUUUCAUGAAACGGGGCCUGUCUGCGAGGGGAAUGCAGUACAACCGAAUAUUAAGUUUUCCACCAACUUUGAAGCUCAGCUGCAACAUGCUCAGUGGACAAGUACUGCCAGAAUUUGGGAACCUGAAGAAACUCCAUCUGUUGGAUUUACAGUCAAAUCAUCUUGAAGGACCUAUUCCACCUGAACUAUCAGGUAUGGAAAGUUUAGAGGUAUUGGAUUUGUCCCAUAAUAAUCUAUCAGGGAUGAUACCUUCUUCACUAACCUCUCUGAGUUUUUUGUCGCGGUUCUGCGUAGCAUACAACCACUUGUUUGGGAAAGUUCCCGCAGGUGGACAGUUCUCGACUUUCCCCUGUUCAAGUUUCGAAGGGAACCAUGAUCUCCAAGAUUUGGGAUGUAAUGUUCACCCUACUUCUAAAAGUGAACCUUGGGAAAGUCCCCCCUCAGGGAAUGACGAGGAAGAAAGCAAUGUGGCAAUAUUUGGGCCAACAUUUGGAGUUGGAGUGACAGCUGGUUUCACUGUUACUGUUCUGAUUUGCUUCAUGUCUGGAAUGUUUAUGCCACCGGUUAGGCAGGGAAGGUCCUGUAGAGCAGCAAUACAUAACCAAUGAUGCAUAUUACAAUCAAUUGAAGCAAAAUCCAAGAAGAUUCAGAUGUUUAAGAUUUCGUGGAGCCUUAAUCUCCAAUCUGGUUUCUGUAUUAAUCAUGUAGCAAUUUCAAGUAUAAUUUGCAAAAACAUGGUUCUGCAGUAUUCUGUUGGUAGGUAGGAUUAUCAUUUAUAUCUUACCAUUGUUGAUGA
Messenger RNA from Papaver somniferum (opium poppy), 2607 nucleotides. RefSeq names its product phytosulfokine receptor 1-like. The coding region runs from base 449 to 2419 and encodes 656 amino acids. Gene Ontology annotation, cellular component: plasma membrane. Lineage: Eukaryota; Viridiplantae; Streptophyta; Magnoliopsida; Ranunculales; Papaveraceae. The transcript has 2 exons. Gene Ontology annotation, molecular function: protein binding. The record is from RefSeq and is a predicted model, not a curated record. Gene Ontology annotation, biological process: hormone-mediated signaling pathway.